This is a messenger RNA of Dalotia coriaria, 1804 nucleotides long. It is a transcript of the gene ERp60, whose product is annotated as disulfide-isomerase A3. The record is from RefSeq and is a predicted model, not a curated record. Gene Ontology annotation, cellular component: endoplasmic reticulum. The transcript is spliced from 4 exons. The coding region runs from base 125 to 1591 and encodes 488 amino acids. Gene Ontology annotation, biological process: response to endoplasmic reticulum stress; protein folding. NCBI's taxonomy places the organism in Eukaryota, Metazoa, Arthropoda, Insecta, Coleoptera, Staphylinidae. Gene Ontology annotation, molecular function: protein disulfide isomerase activity.
UGCAAUAGCCACACAACCGGCAAUCGCAGGCAAACACCGCUCACCGGCUCGACAUCCCGACACCGGCUCGUGAAUCGUCAAUCGUCAUUCCGCAGCCACGUCUCCACCGAACAACCACACAGCGAUGCUUAAGUUCUUCUGCUUCGUCGCCUUGCUGGCGGCAACCCGAGCCGGCGAGGCCGACGUUUUAGACCUCACAGAUGCGGACUUCGAUAGUCGACUAGCGCAGCAUGACACCGCCUUGGUCAUGUUCUACGCACCAUGGUGCGGACAUUGCAAACGAUUGAAACCUGAAUAUGCCAAAGCUGCUGAAGAUCUGGUGAGGAAUGAUCCACCGGUAGCACUCGUCAAGGUCGAUUGCACAGAAGGCGGUAAGGAAACCUGUAACAAACACGGAGUUUCCGGAUAUCCAACGUUGAAGAUCUUCCGCGGUGGCGAAGUCUCGCAGGAAUACAGUGGGCCACGUGAAGCGCCUGGUAUUGUUAAAUAUAUGCGCGCGCAGGUUGGUCCCAGCUCCAAGGAGGUCGCCAGUGUUGCUGAGCUGGAGAAAUUCCUUGCUGCUGAGAAAGAUGUUGGCGUUGUGGGCUUCUUUGCUACAGAAUCGGAUCUCAAGGGGGCUUUCCUUAAACUUGCUGAUAAACUGAGGGAAAAGGUCAGGUUUGCCCAUUCUACAAACAAAGAUGUCUUGAAGAAAGAAGGAGUUAGUGAUGGUAUCGUUCUGUUCCGUCCUGCGCACUUGCACAACAAGUUCGAGGAAAACAACGUCAAAUACGAGGGUGAUGGUUCCGAUCUGCGUGAAUGGAUCAACAAAAAUAGUCAUGGUAUUGCCGGCCAUCGUCGCAGCGACAACCGCGCUGAGUUUGUAAACCCGCUUGUCACUGCCUACUACGCCGUCGACUACGUCAAGAACAUCAAAGGCAGCAAUUACUGGCGUAACCGCAUCUUGAAGGUCGCUAAACCCUACGCUGAUCGCCUUAACUUUGCUGUUUCUUCCAAGGACGACUUCCAGCACGAACUCAACGAGUACGGCAUUGAUUUUGUCAAGAAUGACAAACCAAUCAUUCUUGCACGCGACGCACAGAACCGUAAAUUCGCCAUGCGUGAAGAAUUCACCCUGGAAGCCUUCGAAGCCUUCAUUGAAGAUCUCCUCGCUGAAAAACUUGAACCAUACCUGAAAUCCGAACCUAUUCCAGAAUCCAAUGCAGAGCCUGUUAAGGUUGCUGUUGGUAAGAACUUCGAUGAUAUUGUGGUGAAUAACGGUAAGGAUACACUUAUUGAGUUCUACGCGCCAUGGUGCGGGCAUUGCAAGAAACUGGUUCCUGCCUACGAUGAAGUUGCGACCAAGUUGUUGGAUGAAGAUGUCGCCAUUGUCAAAAUGGACGCCACUGCAAACGAUGUGCCCGCACCGUUCGAAGUACGCGGUUUCCCCACGUUAUAUUGGGCACCACGUGACAGCAAGUCUGCGCCGGUGAAGUACGAAGGUGGUCGAGAAGCUGAUGAUUUCCUAGCUUAUAUUGCCAAGCACGCCACCGAUGAGUUGAAGGGGUACGAUCGUAAGGGCCAACCCAAACAACAGAAGACUGAAUUGUAAAUUCAACGGCGCUCGUGCGCGUAACAACUUUAUUUAACUGUUGUUUCACAUAAUUGUUUGUAAUUUGUGCGUCAGUUAUUUCGGGGAUGCGGAGUCAUCUUUAAUAUAUUCGGUAAACUUAGUUUCAUUUACGUUUUAAACCGCAGUUGUAAUUAUUGUGAUCACUGAGAUAUUUGAAUUAAAGAAAUCAAUUUUAUAACAAACCAAAUGAAA